AUGCUGCCGAGUGCGUCGCGGAACCGAUCCGGCGUGGCGUCCCUGCUGCAGCGCAGCGCGCAGUACCUCAGCGGCCUGCUGCACAGCGUGACGCACGCACCGCCAGCGUCAUGCCCGUCGUCGCUGGGAUUCGGCCUCCCUUCCCUUGUGGGCAAAGACACAUGUGGCCGUGAGGGUGGGCGCCAGCAGCGGCAGCUCGUGGCGUCACUUCGCAGCAUUGCGGCAGCGCACUGCCAGCUCGACGCGAAGUGGAACGUGGCGGAGUUGCAGGCGUCGCUGCUUGCUGCGCUGUUCCCGAAGCCGCACCGCAACAACAGCGUCACACACGUUAUGGAGAGCCACGCGCUCGCCGCCCUCGAGAAGGACGUAAGCGACAGUGUUGCGGCACUCCUGCACCUGCCGCCGCGCUUCUACUGGGCGCCGCAGCUGGGAGUAAGGGCAGACGAGAAAAUACCGGGGCUGGCGGAUCCACCCUUGCCACACUCACGCCACUCACCAUUCGUGCCAGCGGCCUCUUACACGCACACAUCCACUGUGAGGGCCACUGGCAGCCACGGCGACAGCGGUGGUGGUGGGCUGCUGCACAGCACGUCGCUGGAGAGUUUGAUUGUGCUGCUCACGACUGCUCGAGCGCAGGCCCACGCACGCUACCUCAGUGCACACUUCUCCAGCCCAGAGGACGAGGCUCGCCUGACGCAGCAGCUGGUGCUGUACUGCAGUGACCAAUGCCAGCCGCUUCUGAGGAAGGCGGCGCGCUGUGUGGGCAUUCAUCACAUUCGGACACUCCAAACGGUGUACUCACCGCUGGCGCACAACUACCCGAUGCAGGUGGACAUGCUGAAGGCGGCACUCGCGGAGGAUGUUGCGCAGGGCCUCUACCCGCUGCUGGUGUGUGGGGUGUUUGGGUCCCGCACCACUGGCGCGGUUGAUCCGCUCGACCAGCUUGCAGAACUGUGCCGCAGGGUGAAGGUGUGGUUCCACAUUGACGCAAGCCACUCUGGCUUGGCGCUUGUGGCUUCCGCUAAUGCCCACUCUGUGCAGCAACAGCAGCGGGAAACUGAACCGGGCGCACAGUCUGCAGCGAUGGGAGAGUGGAAUGCGGCGGCAGAGGCGGCGUGGCAGCAGCACGCAUCAGCCUUCCGCAGAGCUGCGGCUACUGCGGAUUCCAUUCACGUUGGUGUUUCGACGUCAUUUUUGCCAACACUUUCCGCCGUGUCGCCUGCGUCGCUGCUGUACGUGGCGGACGUGGCGAAGGUCGGUGUGGCGCUGCAGCGCAUGCACAGCGAGGACGAGACGGGGGCAAACGGGUGGUGCACGCCCGCUGCGACGGAUGUGUCGCGGCUUCGACUGGAGAAUCCAGAGAUGCGGUCGCGCGAUAUUAUCACGCUUGCGCUCACGCUCAUGCAGCGCAGGGAGGAUGGCUGCAUCCGACACGCUGUGCGGGAGCACCAGGCUGCCCUGCGCUACUUGGAGCAGCGGCUGCGUGCGGACGGCCGCUUUGACUGCGCGGUGCAUGCCUCCUGCUUCGGCAUGGUGCUGCUGCGCUGGCUCACCCUCGCCGAUGAGGAGACGGCGGCACUGAUGCGGCGCUGCAGCAACAUUCUUGCGGCACGCCACGCAGCGAGCGACGAUGAAGGGGGCCGACGCCCGCCCCGUGUGUCGCUUGGGCUCACGCGAAUACAGCGGCGAUUGCACAUUUGUGUGAGUCUUUCUCCUUCUACCGCUGCUGAUGGUGACGAUACGGACGAUAGUGGCGAGUGCUUGAGCCGGCACGACGUGGAUUUCUUUGUGGAUGUGCUGAGGGAGGCCGCAGCUGGAGUGAGUGGUGCCACCGACACGCUGCCGUCGUGA
Molecule: messenger RNA, 1851 nt
Organism: Trypanosoma grayi
Lineage: Eukaryota; Euglenozoa; Kinetoplastea; Trypanosomatida; Trypanosomatidae
Product: tyrosine decarboxylase
Exons: 1
Coding region: 1-1851 (616 amino acids)
Biological process (GO): carboxylic acid metabolic process
Molecular function (GO): carbon-carbon lyase activity; pyridoxal phosphate binding
Source: RefSeq, a predicted model, not a curated record